Molecule: messenger RNA, 2910 nt
Organism: Mastomys coucha (southern multimammate mouse)
Lineage: Eukaryota; Metazoa; Chordata; Mammalia; Rodentia; Muridae
Gene: Vav1
Product: vav guanine nucleotide exchange factor 1
Exons: 27
Coding region: 121-2670 (849 amino acids)
Biological process (GO): intracellular signal transduction; regulation of GTPase activity; cell migration
Cellular component (GO): cytoplasm
Molecular function (GO): protein binding; guanyl-nucleotide exchange factor activity
Source: RefSeq, a predicted model, not a curated record
CACAGAAGAGGAAGUGGUGUUGUAGUUGUCCCCACUGGGGCAAGCUGCAGCGGCGGUGAAGGAACGAGGGUGCACGGGGCCUCCCCGAGGGGCCAAACGAGAGAGAGACAGGCAGCCACCAUGGAGCUCUGGCGACAGUGCACCCGUUGGCUGAUCCAGUGUCGGGUGCUGCCUCCCAGCCACCGUGUGACCUGGGAGGGGGCCCAGGUGUGUGAGUUGGCACAGGCACUGCGGGAUGGUGUCCUCUUGUGUCAAUUGCUUAACAACCUGCUUCCCCACGCCAUCAAUCUGCGGGAGGUUAACUUACGGCCCCAGAUGUCCCAGUUUCUUUGUCUUAAGAACAUUCGAACCUUCCUGUCUACCUGCUGUGAGAAGUUCGGCCUCAAGCGCAGCGAACUCUUCGAGGCUUUUGACCUCUUUGAUGUGCAGGACUUUGGAAAGGUCAUCUACACCCUGUCUGCUCUGUCAUGGACACCCAUUGCCCAGAACAAAGGAAUCAUGCCCUUUCCAACAGAGGACAGCACCCUGGGCGACGAAGAUAUUUACAGUGGUCUCUCAGACCAGAUUGAUGACACCGCAGAGGAAGAUGAGGACCUUUAUGACUGCGUGGAGAAUGAGGAGGCAGAGGGGGACGAGAUCUACGAGGACCUAAUGCGCUUGGAGCCGGUGCCCACGCCACCCAAGAUGACAGAGUACGAUAAGCGCUGCUGCUGCCUGCGGGAGAUCCAGCAGACCGAGGAGAAGUAUACAGACACACUGGGCUCCAUCCAGCAGCACUUCAUGAAGCCCCUACAGCGAUUCCUUAAGCCUCAAGACAUGGAGACCAUCUUUGUCAACAUUGAGGAGCUGCUCUCCGUUCACACCCACUUCUUAAAGGAACUGAAGGAUGCCCUGGCUGGCCUGGGAGCAACAACACUGUAUCAGGUCUUCAUCAAGUAUAAGGAGAGGUUCCUUGUUUAUGGCCGUUAUUGCAGUCAGGUGGAAUCAGCCAGCAAGCACUUGGAUCAAGUGGCCACAGCACGGGAGGAUGUGCAGAUGAAGCUGGAGGAAUGUUCUCAAAGAGCCAACAAUGGCCGCUUCACCCUGAGGGAUCUGCUGAUGGUGCCUAUGCAGCGAGUGCUGAAGUACCACCUCCUCCUCCAGGAGCUAGUGAAACACACACAGGAUGCUACAGAAAAGGAGAACCUGCGGUUGGCCCUGGACGCCAUGAGGGUGAGGGAGCAGGACCUGGCACAGUGUGUGAAUGAGGUCAAGAGGGACAAUGAAACCCUACGGCAGAUCACAAACUUUCAGCUGUCCAUUGAGAACCUGGACCAGUCUCUGGCCAAUUAUGGCCGGCCUAAGAUUGAUGGUGAGCUCAAGAUUACCUCAGUGGAGCGGCGCUCAAAGACGGACAGGUACGCCUUCCUGCUGGACAAAGCACUGCUCAUCUGUAAACGCCGCGGGGACUCUUACGACCUCAAGGCCUCAGUGAACUUGCACAGCUUCCAAGUUCGAGAUGACUCCUCUGGGGAGCGAGACAACAAGAAGUGGAGCCAUAUGUUCCUUUUGAUUGAGGAUCAAGGCGCCCAGGGCUAUGAGCUGUUCUUCAAGACCCGGGAGCUGAAGAAGAAGUGGAUGGAACAGUUUGAAAUGGCCAUCUCCAACAUCUACCCAGAGAAUGCUACAGCCAAUGGACAUGAUUUUCAGAUGUUUUCCUUUGAGGAGACCACUUCCUGCAAGGCCUGUCAGAUGUUACUAAGAGGCACAUUCUACCAGGGAUAUCGAUGUUAUAGGUGCCGGGCACCUGCACACAAGGAGUGUCUGGGGAGGGUGCCUCCAUGUGGUCGUCAUGGGCAAGAUUUCUCAGGAACCAUGAAGAAGGACAAGCUACAUCGAAGGACCCAGGACAAGAAAAGGAAUGAAUUGGGUCUGCCUAAGAUGGAAGUGUUUCAGGAAUACUAUGGGAUCCCUCCUCCACCUGGAGCCUUUAGACCAUUUUUACGGCUCAACCCUGGGGACAUUGUGGAGCUCACUAAGGCAGAGGCUGAACACAACUGGUGGGAGGGAAGAAAUACUGCUACAAAUGAAGUCGGCUGGUUUCCCUGUAACAGAGUGCAUCCCUAUGUCCACGGCCCUCCUCAGGACUUGUCUGUGCAUCUCUGGUAUGCCGGCCCCAUGGAACGAGCAGGCGCUGAGGGCAUCCUUAUCAAUCGCUCUGAUGGGACCUACCUGGUGCGGCAGAGGGUGAAAGAUACAGCGGAGUUCGCCAUCAGCAUUAAGUAUAACGUGGAAGUCAAGCAUAUUAAAAUCAUGACGUCAGAGGGGCUGUACCGGAUCACAGAGAAGAAGGCUUUCCGGGGCCUUCUGGAACUGGUGGAGUUUUAUCAGCAGAAUUCCCUCAAAGAUUGCUUCAAGUCGCUGGACACCACCUUGCAGUUUCCUUAUAAGGAACCUGAGAGGAGAGCCAUCAACAAGCCACCAGCUGGAAGCACCAAGUAUUUUGGCACUGCCAAAGCCCGCUAUGACUUCUGUGCCCGGGACCGGUCGGAACUGUCCCUUAAGGAGGGUGAUAUCAUCAAGAUCCUCAACAAGAAGGGACAGCAAGGCUGGUGGCGUGGGGAGAUCUAUGGCCGGAUUGGCUGGUUCCCUUCUAACUAUGUGGAGGAAGACUACUCCGAAUACUGCUGAGCCUGGUGCCCUGCAGGACUUAGAGAGAGGCAGAUGAAGGUUGAGCCCAGGAUGCUAUGCUAGCAGGGUUGAGGGACAUGAGCUGUCCUCACUGGCAGAGGAUCUGGAUGGAGUGCAGAUGGCUGAGUUCCCAGGAUGAAGCUCAGAGAUGGUUUAUUUAUAACACACUGAUUUUCUCCAGUCCUCCAAGAAAGGUGGGGCUUGAGGCAACUGAUUCUAAUAAAGUGAGGAGAGUAGGAA